Molecule: messenger RNA, 947 nt
Organism: Paramuricea clavata
Lineage: Eukaryota; Metazoa; Cnidaria; Anthozoa; Malacalcyonacea; Plexauridae
Source: the annotation of a GenBank genome assembly
AUGUUGGACAGAAAGAUAGCCUAUCCUACAAUUGAUACUGUUCAGCCUGAGCAAAAAGUGCAUAAUAUUUCUGAUCGUGAGCAUAGAAAGGUAUGAUUGUGUAUAAAUAUGUAGUUUGUUGACGAAAAUUGAAUGUGUUGUAUUUAUCUCGCAAAGUAUAUUUCUAUACAUUUAUAUUAUAUUGAUAUAAUCGUUUAUGUUUUGUAGAUUUUGCGUGAUAUAGGAGGUCAUUCAAGCACGACCGAUUUCAGUGAUUUGCAUACCGCACAAGAAGCCGAUGUCAACAACGAAGUGAUCCAAGACGCUGUAACCAAAUUUACAUGCAGUACACCAAAGGCAAAGACAGAUGUUGCAUCUAACUUUCCUGACUUUGUGACUUCGCCUGUUUCUUCUUCCACUGAUUGUGAAAAAUGCAAAUUGUUUGCUGAGGAGAUACGUCGGUACAAAGACAAUUUGAGGAAGUGUAAAGCAAGAAACAAGAGACUGAGAAAACAGCUCUGUGACCAGAAACAAACUAUAACACAACAGACCAACCAGGUUUGUUUUCUACUUUAUAGUGAAUCAUUCUACAAUUCAUAAAUAAAAUAUAUAGUAAUCAGUAUAACUAUAUUUGUGUCUCGCGUUACAACAGAAAACACAAACCAGGCAGUGAAUUCAAUAUAAUUAUAUAUUUAUAUUAGGCAAAAUAUCUGACAUACAAUACCCAUUUAUUGGAUCAAUUCCUGGCACAGGUUCAAUUCCUUCCACAAUACCCUUCUAAAUUUUUGCUACUGGUCCUGGUCUAAAAAUAAUUUUAAAAUUUAAUUUCCUUUCAAUAGCAACAAGAAAAUCAGAUGGAAGACAUUCCUGAACAGCCUGAAGAAAAUGAGAGUCAAGACAUAUUGGUGGAAGAAAGUUACGAUGAGCCUCCUGAUGAAAGUCAGACCGAAUCGGAUGAAGAAAAGUGA